Messenger RNA from Myotis davidii, 2441 nucleotides. Its product is annotated as proton-coupled amino acid transporter 1. The transcript is spliced from 10 exons. Gene Ontology annotation, biological process: proton transmembrane transport; proline transmembrane transport; L-alanine transport. Bases 148 to 1677 code for a protein of 509 amino acids. Lineage: Eukaryota; Metazoa; Chordata; Mammalia; Chiroptera; Vespertilionidae. Gene Ontology annotation, molecular function: L-alanine transmembrane transporter activity; glycine transmembrane transporter activity; amino acid:proton symporter activity. Gene Ontology annotation, cellular component: vacuolar membrane. The record is from RefSeq and is a predicted model, not a curated record.
AACAUAUGAGUGUGGCACCAACUGGGAAGGCUGAGGUAAAAGCUGAGUCAGCUCAGUCUACCCAGGUGAACUUUGCACCUUUUUCAUUUUCAUAAGUACAAGCACUUGCAUUGCACUUAAUAUAUAGUGCAGCCACAUUGAGCUACUAUGACAAUGGCUGCUUCUGCCCCAGAGCCCACCCCAGGCAUGGAGCUAAAGACCCCAGCCACUGGAGGUCUUAGCACUAACUCUGUCCCCACAGCUACCAUGUCCACACAGAGACUUCGGAAUGAGGACUAUGCUGACUACAGCUCCACUGACGUGAGUCCGGAUGAGAGCCCAUCUGAAGGUCUGAACAACUUCUCUUCUUCAGGCUCCUACCAGCGCUUUGGGGAAAGCAGCAGCACAACAUGGUUCCAGACCUUGAUCCACCUGUUAAAAGGCAACAUUGGCACAGGACUCCUGGGGCUGCCCCUGGCAGUGAAAAAUGCAGGCAUCUUGAUGGGUCCCCUUAGCCUGCUGGUGAUAGGCAUCGUGGCUGUGCACUGCAUGGGUAUCCUGGUGAAAUGUGCUCACCACUUCUGCCACAGACUGAACAAGCCUUUUGUGGACUAUGGGGAGACAGUGAUGUAUGGACUGGAAUCCAACCCUAUCUCCUGGCUCCGGAACCAUGCACACUGGGGAAGGCACACUGUGGACUUCUUCCUGAUUGUCACGCAGCUGGGGUUCUGCUGUGUCUAUUUUGUUUUUCUGGCUGACAACUUUAAACAGGUGAUAGAAGCAGCCAAUGGAACCACCAACAACUGCCACAACAAUGAGACGGUGAUUCUGAUGCCCACCAUGGACUCGAGACUCUACAUGCUCACCUUCCUGCCAUUCCUGGUGCUGCUGGUUUUCGUUAGGAACCUUCGAGUCCUGUCCAUCUUCUCCCUAUUGGCCAACAUCACCAUGCUGGUCAGCCUGUUCAUGAUCUACCAGUUCAUUGUUCAGGGUAUCCCAGACCCCAGCCGCCUCCCCUUGGUGGCACCCUGGAAGACCUAUCCUCUGUUCUUUGGCACAGCCAUUUUUGCAUUUGAAGGCAUUGGGAUGGUUCUGCCUCUUGAAAACAAAAUGAAGGAUCCCCGGAAAUUUCCAGUCAUCCUGUAUGUGGGAAUGGGCAUUGUCACUACCCUCUACAUCAGCCUGGGAUGUCUGGGGUACCUGCAAUUUGGAGCUGAUAUCCAAGGCAGCAUAACUCUCAACCUGCCUAACUGCUGGCUGUACCAGUCGGUGAAGCUGCUCUACUCCAUUGGCAUCUUCUUCACCUAUGCCAUCCAGUUCUUCGUCCCAGCCGAGAUCAUCAUCCCCUUCUUCGUGUCCCGCGUGCCUGAGCAUUGGGAGCUGGCGGUGGACCUGUUGGUGCGCACCAUGCUGGUUUGCCUGACAUGCAUCUUGGCCAUCCUCAUCCCCCGCCUGGACCUGGUCAUCUCCCUAGUGGGCUCCGUGAGCAGCAGUGCCCUGGCCCUCAUCAUCCCACCCCUCCUGGAGAUCACCACCUACUACUCAGAGGGCCUGAGCCCCCUCGCCAUCGCCAAGGACGCCCUGAUCAGCAUCCUGGGCUUCGUGGGCUUUGUGGUGGGGACGUAUGAGGCUCUCUAUGAGCUGAUCCAGCCAAGCCCUGCUCCCAGUUUUUUCAACUCCACCAGUGCCUUUGCAUAGCCUUCUGGGUGCAUUUCCUGCACCUGCCCACCCCACCUCUGUGUGUUCCCUAGCACCUGGCUCUAGGGCCUCAGGGAGGGUCCAGGCUCUGGGGAAAAUCAAGGUUGCUGUUCAGAAACCCUGCUACCUGGCACCUAGGUGCUCUGGGCCAGACCUGAGGGCAAGGUGGAGAGUGGGUAGCAGAUAUGCAGUAGGUACCUUUAGUGGCAGUGCCAUCAUUGUUCAUUUGUACUUACUUUAACCCAGAACUUUACAACUGUUUUUCCUCAUCAUGCCUCCUCCCUUACUUGCACUCUCCUCUGACCCACCUCCCCCAAAUUAUUCUUGUUGCACAGCUCACUUUAUUUAAAAAUUUUAGUGUCUCCUUUCCUGGUCCAGGCCUAGAUGAAGUAAGUAAGAACUCCCCUCUUUAAAAAGCUGGGCCUAUCUCUUUCUCAUCUCUCUCCCCAAUAUUUUACCUCAAUAUUCACCUACCUAUUCAAGUCUCCAUCAGGUGUCUGGAUGUCCCUAGUAGUUUAAAACCAGCCCCCAAAGCUGGAGUUUUUAAUUUUUACUCUCUCUGGCUUGCUAUGAGUGGCAACACCUCCUCUCUAAUUCCUUGUGUGGGUCACAAUACUAUGUUCUUAGCUGCUUUAGCUCCUGAAAAAUAUCAAGUGCUGCCUCAAUGGAAGAUAUUUAUAUUUUAUUUAAAAUUAGCUUUUUUUUCUUAGACUCUAUAUCGGGGGUUAUUGUGACUCGUUCCUUCCUCAGUACACUGGUACUGA